ACCGAUAUUUUAACGGUCCUUCUAGUUAGGGUCACAUAGAUGAAAACUCACGAGUGGAAGCAGGGUUCUUCUGGGAGGAAGUCUGGUGGUACGGACGACGAAAACGUGCCUCGUGACUCGGGCGUCGGUCACGGGUCUAGAUAUAGGGACUUUGACCAUAAGCGUCGUGGACAUUCCGAUUACAGGGAUGGUCAUUAUCAGAACAGUUCCAGGCGUCGUUAUGAAGAUCAUACUCCGGAUGGUUACCGUAGGUACUAUGACAAUGAUGACCACGUUCGUCAUCAUCGGUAUGCUGACCGAGAUUAUUAUUCGGAAUCUAGGUCAUAUCGUGGUAGUCGUCAGAACCAUCGAUCUUAUGACGAUGAUCGUGAUGACUAUGAGGAAUCUCGGUCUUAUAGGGGCGGUCGUUACGAGGAGGUGACCAAGUAUCGCAGGACUGUGGAUCACUAUGAUGACCGUGACCAGUACUCUGACCGUUACGACCGCUAUGAUCGUUAUGACGGUUACCGUCAUUCACGUCGCAGCUUCUCGCCACAGACUCCGUACUCCGACCGUCGCAGUCCGAAUCCUCGUAAGGUUUACUAUUCACCUCCACCGCCACCACCCAAGGAACCUCCAGCUAAGCACGCUCAACCUUCGGAUAGCGCUCAGCAGAAACCUGCUAAAACCAAGGGUGGCGGCAACCAAGAAUCUGGCAAUACCGGUCGCAAUGCUGCUAAGAACCGCCCCGAGUCGAAGGCGGCUGAGACAGCUGAGGCCACUGACGAUGGCAAAAUCGCUGAUCCCAGGGUCGGUCGUAACUUGUACGCUGCGCGGAUGACUACGGCACUCGACAUUGUAACUCUCCCCAAGGUGCCGCCAUCUGAGUCCUCGUUGGAUUCGCCCCCGUUUGAAUUGGGCACUCAUUGGAACGCCAUUAAGCCUGGUAGCAACUUCUUUUGCACUCCGUUGGAGCGCAUUAACGCGUACUUAUGCUCAAGUCGCUGUGAGCUUGUACAGGAGUGGUGGCUCAAAGGCACCCUGUCGUUACUGAUGAUGGGCAUUCCCAGGCACUGGCGUCCCAGUGAAGUGCUCGUCUACAUAAUGGAGGCUUACGAAAAGCUGCUUGAUUGGGAUGAGGUAAUACCUGACAGCAUGAUGUCAGCUUGCGUUGACGUUGGUGACAGCCACAAGUUAAAAGGUUACCAUGAACAGUGGUGGGACAAAAUCGGUUUGCAGAAGUUUGUACUGCUCUUUGGCGACUCCGGCAUUGCGGUAAAUGAGUUACCGUUAAUGUUUCCGAAGACGGGCGACACCAAUAGCAAGACUGUGGUGAACACAGACCCACCUGAUGCUAUGGGCCUGUUGAUAUUUAAUUCAGAAAUCAAGGCAAUGCAAUUUUGGGCCACCUUUUCAACGAAUGCUAUUAGGUCAUACCCAUCUACCAUUGUUGUAUGUCCCGACCCAUCAGGUUGGCGUAUAUACACCGAGGCUAUAGCGCUUUGGUUUAACGCUGAAUCUCUGACCCAGGUAGCCCAGGCUCAGCUUAAUAACUCCUUUGGUGUUAACAAGGCUAACGAAGACCUUUUAUCGGUUUUGACUAAUAAGUCCCAGGAUGAUCACGGUCCUAAGCAGAAGCCCAUAUCACAGCUUACCUUUGUAUCGCCCUAUGUAGCUUGCCAGGAGGAUGCCAACCAAAUUGCCAAUGCGUUGACUAAAUCGGGUAUUAAGUGUAUGUACCACAAGCCAUCUAAGAUCAUGUCGUUGCAAUUUCCUAACGAAUCAUGUUUUUCUUCUAUGGCAGUAUGUCAUCGUUUCUUUAUAUCACCAUCUGGAUCGCGGGUACACUGUUGCUUUAUCAAUUGCUUGAACAAGUUCCUCCCGUUGGUCAAGCGCACCAACGUUGAGCACAUAUCCAAUGCUGUGGAGAAGUGUAAGACCACUCCGCCCAAACCCUGCAAGUUCAAACCACCUUCGGUGGGUAUCGUUGCCAUUAAGGCUGAGGGUACUUAAGUCACUGGGUACAAGAAUUCACUAAAAAAUCUUUUUAUUGGUAUAACAAUGUCAUAAAUGCGAACAUCGAGUA
Messenger RNA from Babesia bovis T2Bo, 2065 nucleotides. RefSeq lists its product as uncharacterized. The coding region runs from base 40 to 1992 and encodes 650 amino acids. Lineage: Eukaryota; Apicomplexa; Aconoidasida; Piroplasmida; Babesiidae. The record is from RefSeq and is a predicted model, not a curated record. The transcript is spliced from 2 exons.